Molecule: messenger RNA, 1561 nt
Organism: Thlaspi arvense
Lineage: Eukaryota; Viridiplantae; Streptophyta; Magnoliopsida; Brassicales; Brassicaceae
Source: the annotation of a GenBank genome assembly
AAGUCUUUUCACUCACUUCUCCUCUCAGCACCAUUUUCGACUUGGUUUCUCGUUCUUCAAAAACCUGGGUUUAUACCAUACUUCGAAAUUUCUGAAAUAAAGUAGCUAGCUAGCUUGUAAUUUUGAGUUUCCAAGAUUUUUGACUGUUUUUGUUUAAAUCCUUCGUGUUUCGUAUGUCAUCCCUGGAUCUUUUUCGCCUUCUUCUUUUGCUUUGUUUCGUCUUCUUCUUUUGCACUGUUUUCUCGUUUGCGUUCAUAGAAAAAGUUGGGUGUAUCAUUAUUAAUAGUAUAGUAUGUUUAAAUCCUUGGUGUUGUUUCGUGUUUUUCUACUUUUGCUUUGUUACAUUUCUUCCUUUGCAUUGUUUCUUCCUCUCCGUUCUUAGAAAAAUCUGGGUGUAUAUUUAUUGAUAAUAUAGUACGUUUUCUUGUGUGUUUAAGGCAAAUGAAUAGCGGAGAAAGCACCGGAGGAUCUGGCAACAUCGGCGGCGUCACCGGAGGAUCUGGCAACAUCGGCGUCACCGAAGGAUCUGGCAACAUCGGCGUCACCGGAGGAUCUGGCAACAUCGGCGUCGCCGGAGCUGGCAACAUCGGCGUCACCGGAGCUGGCAACAUCGGCGCCGGAGGUGGGAAAAACAAGGGGCCCAAUGAAAUAAAACAAACGCGGGAAGCUCUACUGAAAGCUCAACAAGAUCGUCCCCCAGAAGUUCCUGUAGCUCGACCACUACGGUCUUUUCCGGAUGGGAGCAAACUCCGCUUUGAUUGGUCUCGCACACACGCAGCAUUACUCUCUAAAAUUUAUGAGCAAACCAGGGAUAUUUGUUGGGCUUUGGUCCUCGCUACCAUUCUUCAGUUUGGUUACAACAAGGAUCGUGCACAGACUAAUCAACAUAAAGAGUUGAAUAUCGAUAGUUUCAUUGAGCAGUUUAAGUUAACAGAGAAGGAAAGGUUUGAUAAUGAGAAGCUUGAUCCUAAAGAUUUAGCUAUAAAAAGUAUCAAUAAAGUUAUUAAGCAUGUUUCUGUGGUUGGAAUUGCGAAAGGGAAUGAGGGUAGUAUGACCAAAAGGAAGAAGGAGGGUAAGAACUUUCACAUAAAAGGUCUGUUUGCUCGUAAACACAUGGCAACUCCUGAAGAUAUUGUACAAUUGUUGGAGAAUAAGGGCCCUGUUGGUCUGAUUCUGGAUAUUACUCGUCCUCUUACUGAACUUAAGGAGGGAAUAUACAGGGUGCCUAAACCUGUAGAUGGUGUAGGAAGACAUAUGGUAACAAUAGUGGCGCAUGGAAGGACUAACAGUGGAGAGAUCUUUUUUGAUAUUCAAAACUCCUGGGGGACCACUUGGGGAGUUGACGGGCAUGGAAGGAUCAUCAUUAGUGGCACUACAGAUGACAUUGUUUACCUACAUGAAGUGAGUAAGAAAGACAAGAAAAAGAAAUAGAAGUCGAAGGUGGCUGUGUAAAUGAAUCUUCGUAUUGUCACGCAUCUUCAUUUCGGCUAAGUUUAUGCAUGAUAUAUUAUUUUGACUAAGUUAAACACAGGUUUUAUUUCGGCUAAAUUUAUUGUCAUGC